CCUGUAACUUAAGAACUCAGCAUUCAAAAGUUCGUAAAAAAAAAAACAAAAAAAAAAUGGAGGACUGCAACCAAAAGUACAGUUGCAGAACAGCAAAAGAAACCCUAGAAUGGAUAAACGCAAUCCUCAAUUUCAUUAAACCCUACGCUUUCUUAACCAACGCACAUGUUACCAAUUUCUUCACCCACAAGUUAUGGCAAUCCAUUGAUCCUGUCUGGCUCCAUUGCUUGCGUAACGAACCUGUCCAAAAUCUCCUCCUAAUUCCUUGUGGUAUAAUCCAGGAGCAUUGGCCUGCUUCGCUGAAGGAAUUUGUUUUAGAUUUGAAGUCUCUCGCGUUUCCUCGCGAGCAAGCGCAUUUAAACAAGCUAUUCCCGGGAGUGAAUGUGGUUUCGCUUAAUACUGUACUUGCACAAGGCAUGAAUUUCAAGAAAAAACAUGAAGUGGAAGUUCUUUCUGCGGUUGUUAGUUCUGUUGCGAAUAGUGUGGGAGCUCAAACAAUAGUUGAUGUUGGUGCUGGCCAGGGUUAUCUUGCCCAAGUUCUUUCCUUCCAGUACCAGCAUUCUGUAGUUGCUAUCGAUGCCUGUUCUCAUCAUGGAACUGUCACGGAGAAACGUGCAGAACGGAUCAAGAAGCAUUAUGCAGCUCAAAUGCGAAAACAUUAUCCAGGAAUUGGGAUUCCAAAUGUGCCGAAGACAAUUACAUGCCAUGUCAUGUCCAUUGACAUGUUGAAAGCAUUGACUAGCAUGUCACCACAUAUUGAUAAUGUUAAGCGGCCAGAAUUGAUUGGGCAAGUUGCAGAUGAUAAGACUUCAUUGGUACUUGCUGGGUUACAUGCAUGUGGCGAUCUUUCAGUAACUAUGCUGAAGACCUUUUUAGAGUGCAAAGAUGUUAAAGCAGUUGUUAGCAUUGGAUGCUGUUAUAACCUGCUUUCUGAAGGAUGUCUUGACAUAGCUGGUUCACAAUGUGGUUUUCCUGUGAGUUGUGGUGUUAAAUCUGCUGGUAUAUCACUUGGGAAAAGUUCACGUGAUCUUGCUUGUCAGAGUGCAGAGAGAUGGAGGAGUCUCGAACAAGAUGCAGGUCUUCAUAAUUUUGAGUUGCAUGCUUUCCGUGCUGCUUUUCAGAUGGUUCUUUGUAAAUAUUAUCCUGAAAUCAUAAAAUCAAGUCCCUCAAUUGGCCGUCAAGGGAAGGCGCUGCGACGCCAACAGCAAAGGAGGAUCCUGCAGUCUUCAAUUAAUUGUGAUGAAAGUAAACAUUCAUCAAUGCCUGAGACAAUUUCUCAUAUGCAAGAACUCUACCUAAAUCCACACAUGUCAGAAUCUAAAACAGAUGACUAUUCAGGCUCAGCACUGCAUUCUCAUGAAUUAUCCUGCAAUGGAGGUGCCAGAUACAAUGAAACUGCAGCUGCAAGCAAAUAUUUGCUAUUCGAGAAAUUUACUCAGUCUGGAUUAUCUCGCCUAGGUCUCAAAUCUUUGCAGGAGACACAUUUCCAUGAAAUAUGGAAGGAAGCUGAGCCAUUUGCUGGGCUUAUAGGACCAUAUUGGUCGCUGCGAGCUGCUUUAGGACCUCUUUUGGAAACUCUUCUUCUGCUUGAUAGAUUAUUGUUCCUCCAAGAGCAAGGCAGUUCUCUGGAAGCAAUCAUGUUACCUAUCUUUGAUCCUGCAUUAUCCCCAAGGAAUGUGGCCAUAAUUGCCAAAAGAAUUUGAUACAAAUUUUCAGCUCAAGCAGAGAAAUGAUUCUGCGUAGGAAUGGGUGGUGGGGUGCGCGCGCGCGCCUGCCUGUGAUGAUUUGUCGACUAGCUGAAACGCCGUGGUUGUCACAUCAGAUAUCCUUGCUUAAAGAAGCAUCAAAUGGAGCCUCCCACUCGUGCCGGGACACGUGUGUUCACAUGCUGUGGGUUGAAUGGUUUUUGUCAUUUUAGACACCUGGUUUGUUCUUGUUCAUUUCCAUUAUUGGGUGGUUAGCAGUGACUGCAGUCGACAUGUUGAAUUUCAAAGGUAAUAUUACUGUCACUGAAUAUAAUCAAACGUUGGGAUACAGCACCUAGCAGUCCUCCUUUUGUUCCUUCUCACUGUUGUUGUCAGCAUCAAAACUAGUGAAAGGUGCCGUUACUGGUUAAGUGGCUUGAAUUUUGACCUUUGCCGCA
This is a messenger RNA of Populus trichocarpa (black cottonwood), 2143 nucleotides long. RefSeq lists its product as uncharacterized. Bases 57 to 1703 code for a protein of 548 amino acids. The record is from RefSeq and is a predicted model, not a curated record. Lineage: Eukaryota; Viridiplantae; Streptophyta; Magnoliopsida; Malpighiales; Salicaceae. The transcript is spliced from 12 exons.